AUGUGCUACGAUUUACUAACGAUACCACCUGAAAUCAAGCAAAAGAUAGCUACCUUCCUCUGCCCUCAUGAUGCUGUACAGGUGGGGCUUACAUGCGUAGCACUUCGCCAAAGCCUAUCGCUUUCUUCACUGGAUCCGCCUCUCCUUUUGUUUGCGCGCAUGGAUCGAGUCGGAGACUUUGAGCAUGGCGAUAACCCGGUCCGGGCAUUCCGCUUCCCAAUUUUGAACAGAAGGGUCCACUCCCUCUCGCUCGGUCUUCGCUGGCGCGACCAAGGUUGGGGAAACCGCAAAGGCCAAGUAUUUGUUACGGCAAUAUCUGCCAGUACUGUUUCACAAAGACGAGAUGCCUUUGAGGAUGGACGAAUCGUUUUCGAAUCAGAUAUUGCACCUCAUGAACAAUCGGCUUUGCGGAUAAACUUUGUGCCAAUCGACAGUGACAUAUACUAUUUCUGGUACAAGGCAGGCGGAGGAGGCGGUCACAGCUUACACUUAAGCGAUGGCAAUCUUCGCACUGUCAUCUUUGACGACGAGCAUCAAACUAUUGCUCAAUCAUAUCGAAAUUUGACUCGAAUCGGUGUCAUUAAUCCCGCGCUCCUCUUUGAAAAUGCACCUCCAGCUCAGACCCAAACUUUUUUUCCAUGUCUACUUGUUCGCAUAUUCCAGCUUCUCCGGCAUCAGCUGGAACAAAAACGAACUCCUGACGAGGAAUUGGUAACAUAUUUACAGGAGCACGAAAUUGCAGUGAAUCAAAGAAGUUUGUCGGCUUUGGAAGGACUAGUACAGGCUGAUAUCGAAGAACGGGAGAUUCGAAGACAUGAGGGAAUGGAUCAAGUGCGAAAUCAUGCUCAUAUACCGACCAUCUUCGGCCUAGGGCGUAUUCUGCUUGCGAACCCUGAGUUCCUCGUAGCCAACGCACAGAAUCCUGACGUACUCCAAGCCGCCAAUCAAAUAGACGAAGGAGAACACUAA
Molecule: messenger RNA, 969 nt
Organism: Phaeodactylum tricornutum CCAP 1055/1
Lineage: Eukaryota; Bacillariophyta; Bacillariophyceae; Surirellales; Neidiaceae
Exons: 1
Coding region: 1-969 (322 amino acids)
Source: RefSeq, a predicted model, not a curated record